AUGACAGUCAGCUCUGUCACGUUGCUUUGCCUCGGACUGUGUUUGUUCCUCGUUGGUCCGUGUCAGUGUGGCUGUCGGGAAACAGGUCUGUGCUGCACCGGCCGGGACCCGUCAUGCAUCAGCAAAGGAUGGAGGUCUGACCGCUCCUAUGGCACCUGCUACUGCGACCAGGCCUGUGUCCACACCCUGGACUGCUGCCACGACUAUGAGACAGCCUGCCCAGCGCUGUCGUGUGUGGUGAGCGAGUGGACGGAGUGGUCAGGCUGCGCCCAGCCCUGCAGGGCCACAGUCCGCAGGAGGAGCAGGACGAUCCUGCAGGAGCCGCUCAAUGCAGGCAAACCCUGUCCCCACCUGGAGGAGCACGCUGGAUGUGCAGAGUACUGGUCUCACCAAGGGAGCUGUAACAAUCCACUGGUCCCAGCACUGAUUAUCACAGGUGGCUAUGGCAACGCCAGGAAGAAAAGAGACAUCCCUGACAGCAGCGACAUCAUAGGGUAUUGUGUCCAGUUUCAGUUGACCUCUCUCACAAAAGGAUGCCAGCAAAGUUCAGGCCCACACACCCAGUGGAUGCAGCACCUGAGGGAGGGGCACCGCGUGUGUGUUGAGUGCCAGCCGCCUGCUCUCGCUGCUGGACAGACACACUGUGCCGGGGAUGGAGAGAAACACGAUGAGGACAGAAAACAGUCUCUCCAGUGGCAGGCAGUGGGAAACCCUCGAUGCAGGGGUGUGUGGAGGCGAGUAGGGAGGCUGGAGGCCUGUUCCUGCCCAACAGCCCACAGCUUCCUCUUCAUCUAA
Epinephelus fuscoguttatus (brown-marbled grouper) is the source of this 795-nucleotide messenger RNA. RefSeq names its product somatomedin-B and thrombospondin type-1 domain-containing protein. The record is from RefSeq and is a predicted model, not a curated record. Bases 1 to 795 code for a protein of 264 amino acids. NCBI's taxonomy places the organism in Eukaryota, Metazoa, Chordata, Actinopteri, Perciformes, Serranidae. The transcript is spliced from 5 exons.